AUAAUGGAAGUAAAUGGACAGAAUUUUGAGAACAUUACCUUUGUAAAAGCUCUGGAAAUCUUACGGAACAACACUCAUCUCUCCAUUACUGUAAAAACAAACAUUUUUGUGUUUAAGGAGCUGCUCUGCAGGAUAGGACAAGAGAAGAAUGGAAUUCCACAUAUUCCAAAAAUUGCAGAAAAGAAAAACAACCGUUACUCCAUCCCAGAUAUGCCUGGAGAUGUGGAACAGAUGUUUCCCCGUGAAAAAGGAAACAAGAAAAUGAAAGCAAACACUGUAUCUGGUGGGAGAAACAGAAUCAGGAAAAUUUUAGACAAGACCCGAUUCAGCAUCUUACCUCCAAAACUGUUCAGUGAUGGUAGUGUGAGCCAGUCGCAGGACGACAGCAUUGUUGGGACUCGGCAGUGCAGGCACAGCCUGGCCAUCAUGCCUAUUCCGGGAACACUCUCCUCCAGCAGCCCUGACCUGUUGCAGCCUACAACUAGCAUUCUGGAUUUCUCUAAUCCGUCAGCUGUUGGGUUUUACUAUAUUCCGGAUCAAGUAAUAAGAGUUUUCAAAGCCGAUCAGCAGAGUUGUUACAUUAUCAUCAGCAAAGACACUACAGCAAAAGAAGUUGUGAGUCACGCCGUCCACGAAUUCAACUUGACAGGAGCCCCGGAGACCUACUCCCUCUGCGAAGUGUCUGUCAGCCCCGAGGGAGUCAUCAAACAACGGAGACUCCCAGAUCAGUUCUCCAAAUUGGCCGACAGGAUUCAACUCAAUGGACGGUAUUAUCUGAAAAACAACAUGGAGACAGAGACCUUAUGCUCAGAUGAGGAUGCUCAAGAGCUACUGAGAGAAAGCCAAAUUUCCCUCCUACAGCUGAGCACCAUUGAGGUCGCCACUCAGCUUUCCAUGAGAGACUUUGAAUUAUUUCGCAAUAUUGAGCCUACAGAAUACAUCGAUGACCUUUAUAAGCUGGACUCCAAAACAGGAAAUGCUCACCUGAAACAGUUUGAGGAUGUCAUAAAUCAAGAGACGUUCUGGGUUGCCAUGGAAAUUUUAGCAGAGCCCAACCAACUCAAAAGAAUGAAGAUUAUUAAGCAUUUCAUUAAAAUUGCCCUCCACUGUCGAGAAUGCAAGAACUUCAAUUCCAUGUUCGCGGUUAUAAGUGGGUUAAAUCUAGCACCGGUAGCACGUCUCAGAGGCACUUGGGAAAAGUUACCAAGCAAGUAUGAAAAGCACCUCAGAGACCUUCAAGAUCUUUUUGAUCCAUCUCGAAACAUGGCAAAAUACCGCAACAUCCUUAGCAGCCAGAGCAUGCAGCCUCCAAUUAUUCCACUUUUUCCUGUUGUGAAGAAGGAUAUCACGUUUCUGCAUGAAGGAAAUGAUUCUAAAGUGGAUGGCUUGGUAAAUUUUGAGAAACUCAGAAUGAUUGCCAAAGAAAUUCGCCAAGUUGUCAGAAUGACCUCAGCAAACAUGGAUCCGGCUGUAAUGUUCAGACAAAGGAAGAAGAGGUGGAGGAGUUUGGGGUCCCUAAGCCAGGGCAGCACAAACUCGAACAUGCUGGAUGUACAGGGAGGCGCUCACAAAAAACGUGCCCGACGCAGCUCACUUCUGAAUGCCAAGAAGCUGUACGAGGAUGCCCAGAUGGCGAGGAAGGUGAAGCAGUACUUGUCCAACCUGAAUGUAGAGACAGACGAAGAAAAGAUCCAAAUAUUGUCACUUCAGUGUGAGCCUGCAUAUAGCACUUUGACAAAGAAUUUAAGUGAGAGAAGAGGAGCAAAAUCCUCAGAAAUGUCUCCAGUACCCAUGAGAUCAAUUGGCCAAACCACUAAAGCCCAUCAGCAUCAGCAAAACAGGAUGAGUCAAGUUCUUCAGGUUCCAACUGUGAAUUUAUACCCCAGUAGGAAAAAGGGACUGACAAAGGAUCAUGUCACAUUCAGUACAGGCUCCCCACAGAAGUCAUUAAGCUUGUCUGAGGAAGUAAGUAGUAAGAAACAAACAGAUGACACUAUGUCCAUGGCAUCUUCUUUGCACUCCAGCCCACCUGCUUCUCCUCAGGGCUCUCCACGCAAAGUUGGUAACAUCCAAAGGUCGGAUAACUGCAGUCAAAUGAAUCUCUCUGGCUCUUCCUCAUCCCUCGCCAGUGAAACCAGCAACAAGAACAGUGGACAGCGCAGCUACGGAAUAGGCUAUGCCCUCAUACCUUCCACUAAAUCUGAUAACUUCUCAGACUCCAGUCACAGUGAGAUUUCCUCCCGGUCCAGCAUCGUGAGCAACUGCUCAGUGGACUCGAUGUCGGCAGCGCUGCAGGACGAGAGGAGUUUGUCCCAGUCUCUCAUUGUGGUGGAUUCAGGAGGGGCAGAAAGAAAAGAGCAUCCUCAGCCGCUGGCUGAUUAUGGCCAGCCGUGCCCAGGCUGGUCAAUCACUAGGCCUGCUCUCAUCAGAGGGAUGGCUUUCACCUCCUCCAUGAGCAACGAGGAGAUCUCCCAUGAACACAUCACAGUAGAGGCAGCAGAUAGCGGCCGGGGAAGCUGGACUUCAUGCUCAAGUAGCUCUCAUGACAACUUCCAGAAUAUCCCAAACCAGAAGAGCUGGGAUCUCCUUAAUUCUUACCGUCACACCCAGCUGGACGGACCUAUAGCUGAAGUCGAUCCCACAAACUGUUACUCUGAGGAGGCUUAUUUGUACUCCGAAGCCUUUUCCAAGACCAACAGGCAGUCAAAAGCCAGCGUGGAGCUCGAUCAGUCUCGGCAGAGCUGGGCCUCCUCCAGCUCGCUGUCAGACACCUACGAAACAAACUAUGGGACAAUUAAGCGGAAAGGGCUGGAGAACUCUACAGCAGAGCAGACGGAGGUUUUGGACUCUAAACCAGGCGCUGAUACAACUUACAAAACUGUUACUUCGAGUACAGAAAAAGGCCUGAUAGUGUACUGUGUCACCUCACCUAAGAAGGACGAUAGGUAUAGGGAACCACCGCCCACCCCUCCGGGAUAUAUGGGGAUUUCUUUAGCGGACAUAAAGGAAGGAUCGCCCCACCACCCACACCUAAAACCUCCCGACUAUAGUGUGGCAGUGCAGAGGUCAAAGAUGCUGCACAGUGACCUCUCUAGACUUUCAUCAGCUUCUCUCGGUAGUGAACCGGUGGCCUGUAUUUCAUCGAAGAUGCCUCAGUGGCAUAGUCGGCAGCCGUCCAACCCCAAGCUAGCAGAUAUGACUGACGCAGAUAGUGAAGAGGAUGGUAUGUGCAACACCUGA
Messenger RNA from Cariama cristata (Red-legged seriema), 3240 nucleotides. RefSeq names its product rap guanine nucleotide exchange factor 6-like. The record is from RefSeq and is a predicted model, not a curated record. The transcript has 16 exons. NCBI's taxonomy places the organism in Eukaryota, Metazoa, Chordata, Aves, Cariamiformes, Cariamidae. Gene Ontology annotation, molecular function: guanyl-nucleotide exchange factor activity. Gene Ontology annotation, biological process: positive regulation of ERK1 and ERK2 cascade; small GTPase-mediated signal transduction. The annotation marks the transcript as partial.